Molecule: messenger RNA, 3163 nt
Organism: Scleropages formosus (Asian bonytongue)
Lineage: Eukaryota; Metazoa; Chordata; Actinopteri; Osteoglossiformes; Osteoglossidae
Gene: ccpg1
Product: cell cycle progression 1
Exons: 11
Coding region: 239-2815 (858 amino acids)
Cellular component (GO): membrane
Source: RefSeq, a predicted model, not a curated record
CGAAUGGAAAUGAAAGACUACAUUCCCCAUGUGCCUGUCUAACCGCAACUCCGAUUAUUAUCCUGUCAGAACGUCUGUGUUGUUGUUGUUGAUGAUGAUGGUGGCGGCAGUGUAGAUUGUGACGGAGCAGAUCCACACUGUGUGCAGCUAACUGAAAGACCUUCUAUUGUGCGCCUUUUACCGCCGCAGACAGCUUUCGUUGUAUAUCCGCCGCAGAGUAAGACGGGGUGGGGGCAAGAUGUCCGAGAGCUCAAGUGACACGGAGUCUUCUUGUGGAUGGACCAUCAUAAGUAAUGAGGGUUCAGACAUUGAGACCCUAGGGCCGGAAAAUGGAUCUGAUGGGGGCCCUGAAGUCGGAUGUGACACUGGAACUGAAGCUGGACCUGAUGUUGCUGAUUCCUCUGCUGCUCCAGAGCAGGCAGAACUAGUUGAGUGUAGUGAGGAGCUGUCUCCUGAAUCCACCCUAAAGGAGGAGGUGUUAGAUGAGACACAACCUGUUUCAGAGGCUGGAGGAGAAGUGGUGGCGGAGGAGCAGGUGACUCUAUCCUCGUCCAGCGAUCACUCGGACAUCAUUACGCUGGAGCCGUCAAAGAUGGAGGAGCAGGCUGAGGCGGAGGUGGAGGAGGAGUCUGUAGGACCUGAGGAGCUCUACCUGGGCACCUCCUCCAGCAGCCAGUACGCCUUCAGCGCAGCAGAGAGCACCUUGUUCCUGGCGUCUCCUCCCGUGGGAGACUCAACCAGCAGUGAGGAUGAAGGGGCGGAGCAGCCGAGUCCGAUCCUGAGGAGACGCAGAACGAGGAGGAGCACGGCCACCGUGUCUGAGACGGAGGAGAUGCAACCACAAGGACAGCAGGAGCCGCAGGGGCAGCCCGAGCCGCAGGAGCCCCAUGUAGCGCCUCUCCGUGGCCAAGUCAGCGGCACCCUCAACAAGUGCAUCUUAUUGGCCUUAGUCAUUGCCAUCAGCAUGGGCUUUGGUCACUUCUAUGGGAAAUUUGAAGGGACAAUGCAGAUUCAGGAGAGACAGAAGAUUGUCGAGAAGUUCAGAGUGAGCGAGCUGACAGAUAUUAAAGGGGAUUUGCAGCAAUGCCAGAAGGAACAAGACGUCAUUGUAAAGAACCAGGAAGUGGUUCAGCGACUGCGAGAGGACCUAGAGGAAAAACACAGCAUGCUGUUGUCCCUCACAGGCAUUAUGGAUAAAAUAACUAAAGAGAACCAGCAGCUCAAAUUGAAACAGGCUGAGUUACAGGCUGAGAAGGAAGACCUCUCAUUACAUUUGAAGCUCACAGAGGAGGAAAAAGCUGAGAUGGAAUCUCACCAGACACACCUGGCAACUGAGAACCGACACCUGAAGAGUUCACUGGAGCGUGAAGAGGAAUCUGUGUCCACACUGCAGGAGGAACUGCGAAACCUCCGUGCACAGAUCAGGAGCCUGGAGGAGAAGGGGGCAGGAGCAGAUUCCAUUUUAUCUGAAAACCAGAGGCUGAAAGACCACCUGGAGGAUGAGAGGCAGCGUAUCCGCAGCUUCCUCAGCCAGAAGGAGGCGCUGAUGGCUGAAGCUCAGAUGCUGCGACGGGAGCUGGACAAGGAGCGGAGGGUGACAGACCGACUAAAGGAGGAGGUGGCACAGCUAAGCAGCAGGAGUGCCAGGGCUGGAGGGACAGCUGACACAGAAACCAAAGAACUGCAGGCUCGUCUGAUGGAGCUUGAGAAGAAGCUCAACUUUGAGCAACAACGGUCUGACUUAUGGGAAAGGCUGUAUGUAGAGACCAAGGAAGAGAGGACGAAAGGAGACAAUGAGCUGAGGGUAAAGAAACCCAAGGAAGGUGUGAUGAGCAAGGUGAAAGAGACUUUUGAUGCCGUGAAGAAUUCCACAAAAGAAUUUGUGCAUCAUCACAAGGAGCAGAUCAAGAAAGCCAAAGAAGCUGUCAAGGAGAACCUUCGGAAGUUCUCGGACUCCGUGAAGUCCACCUUUCGGCAUUUCAAGGACUCGGCCACACACAUGUUUGACAAGGCACGGCGUCCUCACCAGAGGAGAUUCCACGAGAGGAAGGAUGCCAGAGCUGAGCGCUGUGAGAAGCAGCAGGAAUGUCCUGGACAUCUCAGACAUAAGAACUUGGAUGAGAAGUCCUGGCCGCAAAAGCCCCUGCAUCGGCACCCAAGAAAAGCUACAGUUGAUAGCUUUGAGGAAGGUUCUAACACGCGGAAGCCAGGGGCCAAAGUCCUGGAGAAUACAGAACAGGGACCUUACAGGAGUACAGCCAAAGGGUGCUCUGGUGUCUUCGACUGUGCCUACCAAGAGUCAAUGAGCCUCUUCAAUAAAGCUUUGGAACCCAUCCGGGCUGAUGAGUUCAACCAGCUGAUCCACAGCUACCUCCAGCAAGAAGUGGAUCACUUCCACCACUGGAGGGAGCUAGAGAGUUUCAUCAAUGGUUUCUUUCACAACGGUGUGUUCAUACAUGAUCAGAUGUUGUUCACAGACUUCGUCAGUGGAGUGGAGGACUACCUGGAGGACAUCGAUGAAUACCAGCGCUAUGACAAUGAUGUGUUUGAGGAUCUUGAUGACUAUGUCUACAGACACUUCUUUGGAGAUACUUAUUCAAAACAGUAUGGCCCAAGCAGACCCUUUGAAAGGCCAGUAUCAAAGGUCAGUAAGGAGGACAGGGAGCCCAGGCACCGACAGCAGCACAAGCACCUGCGGGUUCAACCCCGUCCCCAGGCCGAGAGGAAGUGGAGCAGGCCUGGGCGCACCUCUGGGAGACAUGUGGCAAAUGUUAAGAUAGAGCUCGGCCCAAUGCCGUUUGAUCCAAAAUAUUAAAGUAACACUUAGCUAAUGAAACCAUUUUUAUGAUGUCUUAAUAUAAAUUUUUAUUGUUGCUGUAGUUGAUAUUAUAGCUGUAUUUGAAGCAAAGAUAUUUAAUUUCUUGGUUUUUUGCACAUUUUUUCUUUUAAAAAAUGGGUUUGAGAUUGCAGCUCUAAUGCUUCUUGAAUGGUUUCCUUUUGUGUGUCAUUACUAGAUGAGGUUGUCCGUUAUCUUUAUUUUCUUGAUAAGUGGUGUGCACACAGCAAAAAAAGAGACGUUGCAAUAUUGUUCUGUAAAUUAUUGACAUUAAGGUUAAUAUAUUAAUUUGCCUUGUAGGGAAUAUUCUUGAUUCCUAAUUUUCUU